Triticum dicoccoides is the source of this 1066-nucleotide messenger RNA. Its product is annotated as oxysterol-binding protein-related protein 1C-like. NCBI's taxonomy places the organism in Eukaryota, Viridiplantae, Streptophyta, Magnoliopsida, Poales, Poaceae. Gene Ontology annotation, molecular function: sterol binding. The transcript has 5 exons. The annotation marks the transcript as partial. Gene Ontology annotation, cellular component: cytosol; membrane. The record is from RefSeq and is a predicted model, not a curated record.
CACGGCCACCACCAGACGCCCCGCAAGCCCCUCGGCGAAAUCCACCUCAAGGUGUCGACCGUCAGAGAGAGCAGAUCGGACGACAGGAGGUUCUCCAUCUUCUCGGGGACCAAGAGGCUGCACCUGCGGGCCGAGACGAGGGAGGACAGGGCCGCGUGGCUCGAGGCGCUCCGUGCCACCAAGGAGAUGUUCCCGAGGAUGUCCACCAGCGAGAUGGUCGGGCCGGGGGACACUGCGGCGGCCGCGGCGGUCUCCACCGAGCGCCUGAAGAAGCGCCUGCAGCAGGAAGGGGUCAGCGAUGCUGCCAUUGCUGACAGCGAGAGGAUCGUGCGGGAGGAGUUCGAGGCGCUGCACAAGCAGCUUGUGCUUCUCAAGCAAAAGCAGGCGCUACUCCUUGACACGCUCCGCCACCUAGAGUGUGAUUGGACAUGUUUAUUUGCUUAUUUCUAUCAUGAGAUGAACCACAUUUAUGCAUCUUACAUCUCUAUGUUGAAUACUCAGGGGGAUAGUGUGAUGAGGAUUCUAAGCGUUGCAGCAUUUGUUGUUUCUAGUUAUGCCUCUACGGAUGGAAGGAGUUGUAAGCCCUUCAACCCUCUUCUUGGGGAGACCUAUGAAGCAGAUUAUCCAGAUAAAGGUCUUCGUUUUUUCUCAGAAAAGGUUAGUCAUCAUCCAAUGGUUGUUGCAUGCCACUGUGAGGGAAAUGGCUGGAGGUUUUGGGCAGAUAGCAACCUAAAGAGCAAGUUCUGGGGUCGCUCCAUUCAACUUGAUCCUGUUGGUGUGUUAACACUGCAGUUUGAUGAUGGUGAAGUUUUCCAGUGGAGCAAGGUGACCACUUCCAUUUACAAUCUCAUAUUGGGUAAACUGUACUGUGAUCACUAUGGUAAUAUGCGCAUUCAAGGUAAUCGCGAAUAUUCAUGUAAGCUGAAGUUCAAGGAGCAGUCAAUUAUUGAUCGCAACCCUCAUCAGGUAUUUAAUAAAUUGCCUGUAUACUAGAUGUAUUUUGUAUGCUUGUUCUUCUGAUUUCUCCUUUUAUUUCCUAACUUUGCAGUUUGUUUGUCACUAAGAU